UUCCCCCAAUUCCAAGCGCCGGCGGAAUCGCCACCGCACCGCCGGGCCCCAGCAUCAUUUUUAAACAAUUUUUUACUGCUUCCGAUCCAAACAUCAAUAAUCUCUCUGUCACUUGUGCGUUACGCGUUGGACCUUCGAUUGUUCUUUCUCUCUCUCUCCCCAAAAUUAUUAGGAAUAUAUAAACACUGUUUUUUUGUCUUUAUCGAUCCUUUCUUCAACCACCGGUUGGGCAUUUGAUUUUCUGAUCCACACAGCAACACUCACAGCUCACAAACACUAAGAUAAAUCGGUAAGAGAGAGAGACCCUCCAUUUCUCACUGGGGUUUCUCUCUAUGAAAUAAGAGAGGAAGAGACCAAACCAAUCUCUCUCAAAACAUAGCCCACAUUUCCUUAAUACUGUUGUAUUGACACUUUUCCAGUUGAUUUAAUGUGGAAGUGAGGGGAGAAAAGUGACGGUGGGAAUCCCGUGUGUUUGUUUCUUUAACGUGUGCAAUGGGCGUUGAGCGGCAAACACUCUCUCUUCUUUCUCUCUCUUAGUAUUGAUUGUGAAGCGGUGCGAAGAAUUGGGAUAAGGAGAGUUUUUUUUAAUUGGGGAAAAUUCUUUAAUUUGGAUGGAUACUAAAGGGAGGCUUGUUGCUGGUUCACACAACAGGAAUGAGUUUGUGCUCAUCAAUGCUGAUGAGAUUGGAAAAGUGACUUCUGUGAAAGAGUUGAGUGGGCAGAUCUGCCAGAUUUGUGGAGAUGAGAUUGAAGUAACUGUUGAUGGUGAGCCGUUUGUUGCCUGCAAUGAAUGUGCAUUCCCUGUGUGUAGACCGUGCUAUGAAUAUGAAAGAAGGGAGGGAAAUCAAGCUUGUCCUCAGUGCAAAACUCGAUACAAGCGCAUCAAAGGGAGUCCUCGAGUUGAUGGAGAUGAAGAUGAGGAUGAAUUUGAUGAUUUGGAUAAUGAGUUCGAGUACAAUGGCAAUCCUCAUCAGGUUUCCGAGGCAGCUCUCUCUGGUCGGCAUAACAUUGGCCGCACUGCUUCUGGUAUCACUAAUUCCUCAGAGUUGGACGCAUCAGCUGUUAACUCGGAGAUUCCUCUCCUUACUUAUGGUCAAGAGGAUGACACGAUUUCAGCUGACAAGCACGCACUCAUUGUCCCCCCUUUUAUGAGUCGUGGAAAACGAGUCCAUCCUGCGCCGUAUACCGAUUCCUCCAUGACUCUGCCACCACGGCCGAUGGAUCCUAAGAAGGACUUGGCGGUUUAUGGUUACGGAACUGUUGCCUGGAAGGAGAGGAUGGAGGAAUGGAAGAGAAAGCAGAACGAGAAACUUCAAGUUGUUAAGCACCAAGGAGAUAAAGGUGGUUUAGAUGGAGAUGAUUUCGAAGAUCCUGAUCUUCCCAAGAUGGAUGAGGGCAGGCAACCGCUCUCGAGGAAGCUACCGAUACCUUCAAGCAAGAUAAAUCCAUACAGAAUUGUCAUUCUGCUUCGGAUUGUUAUUCUUUGUCUGUUCUUUCACUAUAGAAUUCUAAACCCUGUCAAUGAUGCCUAUGGGUUAUGGCUAACGUCAAUUAUAUGUGAGAUAUGGUUCGCCGUAUCAUGGAUAUUUGACCAGUUCCCAAAGUGGUCCCCUAUUAAGAGAGAAACAUACCUGGAUAGGCUCUCACUGAGGUAUGAGAAAGAAGGAAAACCCUCUGAGCUAGCUUCUGUGGACAUAUUUGUUAGUACAGUGGAUCCAAUGAAGGAACCUCCGCUUAUUACUGCAAACACAGUUCUGUCGAUACUUGCUGUGGAUUAUCCAAUCGACAAGGUUGCAUGCUAUGUCUCUGAUGAUGGUGCUGCCAUGCUUACUUUUGAAGCUCUUUCUGAGACCUCCGAGUUUGCUAGGAAAUGGGUUCCGUUCUGCAAAAAAUUUAAAAUUGAGCCUCGGGCUCCUGAAUGGUACUUUGCUCAAAAGGUUGACUACUUGAGAGACAAAGUAGAACCAACGUUUGUGAGGGAACGUCGUGCAAUGAAGAGAGAAUAUGAAGAGUUCAGAGUUCGAAUAAAUGCGUUGGUCGCCAUGGCUCAAAAGGUUCCUGAGGAGGGAUGGACGAUGCAAGAUGGAACUCUGUGGCCUGGGAAUAACGUCAGAGAUCAUCCCGGAAUGAUCCAGGUUUUCUUAGGUCAAAAUGGUGUCCGUGAUAUAGAAGGGAAUGAGUUGCCUCGCCUUAUAUAUGUUUCUCGUGAGAAGAGGCCAGGAUACGAUCAUCACAAGAAAGCUGGUGCUAUGAAUUCUUUGAUACGAGUGUCAGCCGUCAUUUCAAAUGCUCCUUACCUACUCAAUGUCGAUUGUGAUCACUAUAUAAAUAACAGCAAGGCCCUUCGGGAAGCUAUGUGUUUCAUGAUGGAUCCGCAAUCUGGAAAAAAGAUAUGCUAUGUGCAAUUUCCUCAAAGAUUUGACGGAAUUGAUAGGCACGAUCGAUAUUCAAAUCGCAAUGUUGUCUUUUUUGAUAUAAACAUGAAGGGGCUUGAUGGGAUCCAAGGCCCCAUUUACGUGGGAACUGGAUGUGUCUUUAGGAGACAAGCAUUGUACGGAUACGACGCCCCCAAGAAGGCUAAACCCCCUGGCAAGACAUGCAAUUGUUGGCCAAAGCUGUGUUGCAAUGGCUGCUGUUUUGGAUCAAAAAGGAAGGGCAAGAAAGGGAAGUCAAAGGAGAGUAAGAAAAAGACUAAAAGCAAGGAACUUUCAACUCAGAUUCAUGCUCUGGAGAAUAUUGAGGAAGGAGUUGAAGGAAUCGACAGCGAAAAAUCAUCCCUCAUGCCCCAGAUCAAGUUUGAGAAGAAAUUUGGGCAAUCACCAGUUUUCAUCGCUUCAACACUUCUAGAAAAUGGCGGUGAACCUCAUGGAGCAUCGUCUGCAUCGCUCUUGAAAGAAGCUAUUCAUGUCAUCAGUUGUGGUUAUGAAGAUAAAACAGAAUGGGGGAAGGAGGUGGGAUGGAUUUAUGGUUCUGUCACGGAGGAUAUCUUGACUGGAUUUAAGAUGCACUGUCAUGGCUGGCGAUCAGUGUACUGCAUACCAAAAAGACCUGCAUUCAAGGGGUCGGCUCCAAUCAAUCUUUCAGAUCGUCUGCACCAGGUUCUACGUUGGGCCUUGGGAUCAGUGGAAAUUCUCUUAAGUAGGCAUUGCCCUAUUUGGUAUGGCUAUGGAUGUGGUCUGAAACCACUCGAGAGAUUUUCAUACAUCAACUCAGUCGUAUAUCCAUUGACUUCGCUUCCCUUGAUUGCUUAUUGUACCUUGCCAGCCGUUUGCUUGAUAACCGGGAAAUUCAUCGUCCCCCAGAUCAGCAAUUAUGCCAGUUUAGUUUUCAUGGGCCUCUUUAUAUCAAUCGCCGUAACAAGCAUUCUGGAGAUGCAGUGGGGAGGAGUCGGAAUCGACGACCUGUGGAGAAACGAGCAGUUUUGGGUUAUCGGUGGUUGCUCGUCUCACUUUUUCGCCUUAAUCCAAGGUCUGCUCAAAGUUCUGGCCGGUGUGAACACAAACUUCACCGUGACCUCAAAAGCUGCGGACGAUGGAGAGUUUUCAGACCUCUACCUCUUCAAGUGGACGUCUCUAUUGAUCCCUCCCCUGACUUUAUUGAUCCUUAACAUCAUCGGAGUUGUGGUUGGGGUCUCAAAUGCCAUAAACAAUGGGUACGAGUCGUGGGGGCCUCUAUUUGGCCGGCUGUUCUUCGCCAUUUGGGUGAUCGUGCAUUUAUACCCUUUCCUGAAAGGUUUCAUGGGGAAACAAGACCGAGUCCCCACCAUUAUUCUCGUGUGGUCUAUUCUUCUGGCGUCCAUCUUCUCGUUGCUGUGGGUCCGCAUCAACCCGUUUUUGUCAAGAGGCGGAAUCGUGCUGGAAGUUUGCGGCUUGGAUUGUGACUGAUUGGACGCAACUGGUUUCAGUUGGCACAUAGAAAAAGCGACGUAGGAUGCACUACACGGAGCAAAUAUGAUCGAUGUCGGGUUUUUCGCUCGAAGCAUUUUUGGUAUAAGCAACUGGGAAGGCUGCUGCUUUGUAGAUACAAGAAAAGGUGCUCAUUUUGUUACCUUAUUUAUUCUUUGGAUUAGUUUGUGCUGUGUUUGUCUUCCUACAAGAAACAACCAUGAUUUAUAAUCCCUUCUUAAUAAGGAGGUAAAUACAGUUGAUUUUUUUUAAGGAAUUGUUGAUUGUGAUUGCUAUUUCUGAACUUGAUUUCUACUUUUUUUUUUGUACCUGGAUAGAUACAGAUGUAUGUCAAACAAAACAAUAUAUAUUCUUCAUUGAGUUUAA
Messenger RNA from Salvia hispanica, 4271 nucleotides. RefSeq names its product cellulose synthase A catalytic subunit 2 [UDP-forming]-like. Gene Ontology annotation, molecular function: cellulose synthase (UDP-forming) activity. Gene Ontology annotation, cellular component: membrane. Lineage: Eukaryota; Viridiplantae; Streptophyta; Magnoliopsida; Lamiales; Lamiaceae. The record is from RefSeq and is a predicted model, not a curated record. Gene Ontology annotation, biological process: cellulose biosynthetic process.